This is a messenger RNA of Protomyces lactucae-debilis, 1852 nucleotides long. RefSeq names its product pectin lyase fold/virulence factor. Gene Ontology annotation, molecular function: pectinesterase activity. NCBI's taxonomy places the organism in Eukaryota, Fungi, Ascomycota, Taphrinomycetes, Taphrinales, Protomycetaceae. The transcript is spliced from 4 exons. Bases 443 to 1486 code for a protein of 347 amino acids. Gene Ontology annotation, biological process: cell wall modification. The record is from RefSeq and is a predicted model, not a curated record.
CUCUUCUACUCUGACUACAGUGACUCGACAGGGACUCAAGGCUGAGUCGAACCCCACCGAUAUCAGGGGCGGCAUCAUCUAGCUGCGACGCAUCCAGAAAUGGAGGUAGCCGCCAUCAGUAUGGCCAUACAAGAGCUUGUUGAUCCUCCUUGUCUGUCCUCUGUUUCCGAUUGAUGAAGCGAUCUUGCUUGUCAGCCAGCGCACGAGAAUCAAGACUGCUCCAAUGCUGGCGUUACUAGCACUGCUGGGCCAUUGCUGGCACUCUUGUCUUAUUCUACCCCCGGCUGCGAGCUAUAAUUAGCCACUCUGAAGCGAGACACAAAUAAUUGCUCGCUUUGUGCAUCGGAACUGGCUGCAGGUAGAGGUUCAUCGCGAAAAGUGACUAUAAAGGGGAUAAGCCCCGUCCUGAGAGUCUUUAGUAUCCACAUCACACUCGCUUGAAAUGCUCGUUUCUUUGAGCUUCUGGGCAGGCUUGGCCUCUGUCAUCUCUGCCGCCUACUAUGAUUACGCCUGCACAGAGAAGGACAUGGUCAUCUCUAGGGUCAAGCCACCAAAUGGCGCGAUUGUUGUCUCUGGAAGGCCAGGAGAAGGCGACUACAUGACUGUUCAAGAAGGUAUUGACGCUGCCCUGAAAACUGAACACAAGCGCCUCUUCAUUCGUUCAGGCCUAUACACAGGAAAUGUGACCAUUUCAGGCGAUGGCAUCCAGAUCUUUGGCGAGACCACGAACAUCUGUUCUUACAGGGACAAUGUGGUCAGAAUCCGCUCGGAAUGGCACGUUGUAAAGGGUCAAUUUGAGGAUCUGGUCGGCACGUCCACCGUGAUAGCCAACGGCAAUGGAAUCAACCUUUACAACCUUAUCAUUGAAAACAAAGGUGGUCAAGAUUCUCAAGCGGUUGCUUUGACUAGCUCUGGCUUCAACCAGGGGGUGUAUGCUUGCCAGUUGAUUGGCGAGCAAGAUACCUUCUUUGGUAGCAAGGGCAGUCAGUUCGUCGUCAAGUCCCUGAUCGUUGGGAUCACCGAUUUCAUCUUUGGUUUGAGUUCCAAUCAAGUCAUUACUCACAGCGAUAUUGUCAUUCCAUCCAGCGAAACAAGAUCGUAUGCUCACAUUCUCGCGCCUGGUCGGCGCAGCGCCGAUGACCCUGGCUUCAUUCUGAUUAACAAUUGCACAGUCACGUUGGGACCUGGCUUCCGUAAACCUGGCCAUGCUGAUCUCGGGCGCGCCUGGGGGGCAUUUGCUAGGGCACAGUACCAACUUGUGAGGUUCACAGGCGAUCCUGAAGCCUGGUUUCCUGGAGGGUUUAAGCCUAUGCAUACAUCCGAUCCAGAAUCUGCACUUGCACAGACUUCCUUCACUUGGCUCGAAAUUGAGGGUGGCCCGGACCCGAGCAAAUUCACACAAUAUGCGAAGGAAGGCAACUACAUUGCACCCGGAGAUCUCCUUGGAGCAGACUUCCCGGCGCUCUACGACUUUAAAUUCAUUUGAAGCUACACCAUCGAUGUAGCUUUGUCUUCUCAACAUCCAGACUAAUCAGGCUUAACAUCCUGUCCAAGUAUCACCUUGUCUUUUAAUACAUUCCCACUUUUCUGCGCAAGUCCACGAGUCAUCUGCUUACCUAAAGUCCAUUUGGGAUCUUUUGCGAACAGACACAUCUCAGGAGGCAUCAUCAUGCAUGUGCUGAAUAGGCUGAAGUCGAAUCAUUAGGCUCUGAAGGAGUCGCGAAAGACCACGUUUUCUCCAGCUGAAAUCAAGUUCAGCUGAAGUCACCUCUAUGCACACGUUCUUCUCCUAUAUCUAGCUUGACAGCCACAGCCCACUGCUCAAUUCGCAUGUCCUCGACUAUCCACGUUU